GUGCUCUGGCACACACAGGUUGCUAAGAAGCCCUCAGCUCACCCCAAGUCCUUGGCAAAGGACACCCAGGCUGUGUGCUUGCGAAGGAAUAGGCUGCGAGUACGCCAGUGUCCGGCAGAUGGCGCCGCAGACCCGAGGCCCAGGGCUCUCUAGCCGCGCCGGGAGAGGCAAUAUGAGGUCACGCAGCCCCUCUGACUUCCGCCGGGGCGGCCCACGCGGCCCAGCCCGGGCACACCUUUACUGCACUCGCCGUCGAGGUUUCGGAUCUCUCCUUUCUGCCGCCUUGCGAGCCAUGGGUCUCUCCCGGGUCCGGACCAGUACAUGGGUGGCAGCAGCCAGGGCGGCCCAGAGGCGCCCCCGUGUGGACAACCGGGGUCAGCCUCGGAGUCCUGAGCCUGCGAGCACGCGCGCGGCGCUUUACGUGCACUGGCCCUAUUGCGAGAAGCGUUGCAGCUACUGCAACUUCAAUAAGUACAUCCCCCGCGGCGUGGAGGAGGGGGCCGUGCGGAACUGCCUGGUGACUGAGGCACGGACGCUGCUGCGGCUCAGCGGGGUGCGAAGGGUGGAGUCUGUGUUCUUUGGUGGGGGAACCCCAAGUCUGGCCAGUCCCCACACUCUGGCUGCUGUCUUGGAGGCCGUGGCGCAGGAAGUCCACCUACCUGCAGAUUCAGAAGUCACAUUGGAGGCUAACCCCACUUCAGCCCCAGGUCCCAAGCUGGCAGCUUUUGGAGCAGCAGGAGUCAACAGGCUGUCCAUUGGUUUACAGUCCUUGGAUGACACUGAGCUGCAGCUGCUGGGUCGGACUCACUCAGCCAGCGACGCUUUGCAGACUCUGGCAGAAGCCAGGCGCCUUUUCCCUGGCAGAGUAUCCGUGGAUUUGAUGCUGGGCUUGCCAGCACAAAAGGUGGCGCCAUGGCUUCGACAGCUUCAGAAACUGCUGCACCACUGCGACGACCACCUCUCCCUCUACCAGCUGACCCUGGAACGGGGCACCUCACUCUUUGCCCAGGUGCAGCAGGGCACCCUCCCAGCCCCUGACCAGGACCUGGCUGCUGAGAUGUACCAGGAGGGGAGGACAGUCCUCCGAGACGCUGGCUUUCGCCAGUAUGAGGUCUCCAACUUUGCACGGAACGGGGCGCUCAGUACUCACAACUGGACUUAUUGGCAGUGCGGUCAGUACCUUGGUGUUGGGCCUGGAGCCCAUGGACAAUUUGUGCCCCAGGGAGCUGGAAGCCACACCCGGGAAGCACGGAUCCAGACACUGGAGCCAGACAACUGGAUGAAAGAGGUGAUGCUGUUCGGUCAUGGCACCCGGAAAUGCGUCCCCCUGGGCAAACUAGAGCUGCUGGAGGAGGUCUUGGCUAUGGGGCUGCGCACCGAUGUGGGGGUCACUCACCAGCACUGGCAGCAGUUUGAGCCCCAGCUGACCCUGUGGGAUGUGUUUGGAGCCGGCAGGGAGGUGAAGGAGCUGCUAGCACGGGGUCUGUUGCUGCUGGACCACAGGGGUCUCCGGUGUUCCUGGGAGGGUCUAGCUGUGCUGGACUCGCUGUUAUUGACUCUCCUGCCUCAACUCCAAGAGGCCUGGCAGCACAGGACUCCGUCACCUGUGACAGGAGGAUGACCUGACGUUCCUGCAUCGUAGGGCAACAACUGUCAGACUUGGAGG
Molecule: messenger RNA, 1666 nt
Organism: Acomys russatus (golden spiny mouse)
Lineage: Eukaryota; Metazoa; Chordata; Mammalia; Rodentia; Muridae
Gene: Rsad1
Product: radical S-adenosyl methionine domain containing 1
Exons: 9
Coding region: 119-1621 (500 amino acids)
Biological process (GO): porphyrin-containing compound biosynthetic process
Cellular component (GO): cytoplasm
Molecular function (GO): coproporphyrinogen oxidase activity; 4 iron, 4 sulfur cluster binding
Source: RefSeq, a predicted model, not a curated record